CCAUACCAACUACUCAAUUUUGGCUUUAACAAAUAAAAUCAGUGUGAUUUCCAAAUCAAACCAUCUUUUCCACUUUCAUAAUUCUCUUUCUAUUCCUCUGUCAGCAAGCACUAGCAGGAACAGGACAAACCAUGAUUCAAGAAAUUGUAGAACAAGUUCAUGACAUAAGACGCAAGACACAAUGUAUUAAACUUCAUAGUUUGUUGUGAGCAUCCAUGGCUGGAAUGCUUCCAGGAGUUGAAUGUGCAAGAAGAAGAAGAUUCCAUAGUUGCUUGGAUUCAAACUCAACUUCUUUAGCUUCACAUGUAUCCACAAGGCGCUCUUCUUUUGGUUUGUAUGCAAGUAACUUUUCCUUGUCCACUUCACAGCAAAGAGGCAUGUUAUACCAUACACACCCAGAUGAGGAUAUGGCAGGAGCUGCCAGAGAAGCCAGACAGAGAUUGGAUGACAAGUUCAGAGCACAAAGGAUGUCAGAUAACAAAAGGCAAAAGAGUACAACAUGUGUGGAGGGUGGAAGAACAAGCAUAACAGAGUUGCACACAGAGGUAUAUGGGUCAAAGAAAAGUGGUGCAAGGAAAUUCAGUUGGAGUAGAUGGAGCUGGAAGGCCUCUGAACAAGAGGACUGUGCAGUGUGCUUGGAAUCAUUCAGGGUCGGAGAGACACUGAUCCAUCUUCCUUGUGCACAUAAGUUCCAUGACAGAUGCUUGAAACCAUGGUUGGAAAAUAAUUCUCAUUGUCCAUGUUGCAGAACAACCAUUCUUUCCCUCUCUCUUUAACUUUUCCCUGUCUUCCAUUCUAGACUGAGUUGGAUAACAUGAAGUCAUUUGUUUGAAUAUUUGAACUUCAAAGUGAUUAUAUG
This is a messenger RNA of Vigna umbellata (rice bean), 859 nucleotides long. RefSeq names its product RING/U-box superfamily protein. Gene Ontology annotation, cellular component: nucleus. NCBI's taxonomy places the organism in Eukaryota, Viridiplantae, Streptophyta, Magnoliopsida, Fabales, Fabaceae. Gene Ontology annotation, biological process: ubiquitin-dependent protein catabolic process. Gene Ontology annotation, molecular function: ubiquitin protein ligase activity. The record is from RefSeq and is a predicted model, not a curated record.